Messenger RNA from Sitophilus oryzae (rice weevil), 2667 nucleotides. Its product is annotated as ATP-dependent RNA helicase DDX54. The coding region runs from base 286 to 2595 and encodes 769 amino acids. Gene Ontology annotation, molecular function: RNA helicase activity; ATP binding; RNA binding. NCBI's taxonomy places the organism in Eukaryota, Metazoa, Arthropoda, Insecta, Coleoptera, Curculionidae. The record is from RefSeq and is a predicted model, not a curated record. Gene Ontology annotation, cellular component: nucleus. The transcript has 12 exons.
GAUUACUCACCAUUUUUAUAAAUUAAUGGAAACGAAAAAUCACCACAAAACACGACGAGGCAAAUUCUGGCUGCCUCGGGCCGUCAAAAGAAAGAGAGAGAGCGCAAGCAUCUUUUUAAUGGUGACUUUCUGCCAGCACUUUUAAAAGAAGAACACGUGUCAGAAAACGUCAGUUUUUGACAGAUUUUUAACCUCACUUUUUGACUAUAUUUUUAAAAGCGAAUAGUGAAGAGAAAAGUAAUUGUUCCUAUAAAAUAUAAUAAUUUGCUUGUUGUUUUAACAACAAUGGCAGAUCUACCAGGAUUUGCAGACCCACAGGGCGAUGCAGAUAACGAUGACAAGGACGAAGAAUUCGUACAGAGAAAAUCCGAAAAAAGAUCAGGUGGAUUUCAAUCUAUGGAUCUAAACUUUAAUAUAUUAAAAGGAAUAACGAAAAGAGGAUAUAAACAGCCCACUCCUAUCCAGAGAAAAACGAUUCCUUUAAUUCUGGAAGGCAGAGAUGUCGUUGCUAUGGCCAGAACUGGUAGUGGAAAAACUGCUGCAUUUUUAAUACCCAUGUUCGAAAAAUUGAAAGCCAGAAGCGCGAAAGCUGGUGCUAGAGCUCUUAUUUUAUCUCCAACAAGAGAAUUAGCUCUCCAAACAUUUAAAUUCAUAAAGGAGCUUGGUAGAUUUGCUGACUUAAAACCAGCGGUUAUUCUUGGUGGUGAUUCUAUGGAGGACCAGUUCUCGGCUAUUCAUGGAAAUCCAGACGUUAUUGUAGCAACUCCAGGUCGAUUUUUGCAUGUCUGUAUUGAGAUGGAACUGAAACUUAACAGCAUAGAAUAUGUGGUGUUUGAUGAGGCAGAUAGGCUUUUUGAAAUGGGUUUAAGUGAACAGUUGAGUGAAAUUGUUGGUAGAUUGCCUGAUUCACGUCAAACUCUCCUGUUUUCUGCCACAUUGCCAAAGGUACUGGUUGAAUUUGCCAAAGCUGGUCUGAGUGAUCCGGUAUUAUUGAGAUUAGAUGUAGAAUCCAAACUGCCUGAACAACUGAAAUUGGAAUUUAUCAUAGUUAGACCUGAAGAAAAACUAGCAACUUUGAUAGUUUUGUUGAAAACAGUUAUAAACUCUAAGCAGCAAACUGUGGUUUUUGCAGCUACAAAACAUCAUGUGGAAUACUUGCAUAUGGUUUUGGAUCAGCUGGGAAUUUCAAACACUUACAUCUAUUCAGACCUUGACCCAUCAGCUAGAAAAAUAAAUUCAGCCAAAUUUAGUACAGGAAAAGUGAAGGUGCUUGUUGUAACCGAUGUAGCAGCUAGAGGAAUUGAUAUUCCUCAACUAGAUAAUGUGAUAAAUUACAAUUUUCCAGCCAAAUCCAAACUGUUUGUUCAUAGAGUUGGGAGAUGUGCAAGAGCUGGCAGGUCAGGAACAGCAUAUUCCCUAGUUUCUCCAGACGAACAAGCAUAUUUAUUGGACUUACAUUUAUUCUUGGGACGUCCAAUGUCGAUAACAACCCAAACUAAUGAAGGUACUAUAGGAAGAGCACCACAAGACCUUGUCGAAGAUCAGUUAAGUUCUCUGCUAGUGCUACACGACAAUCACAUUGAUUUAGAAAGCAUGUUGAAAGUUACUGAAAACGCUUAUAAGCAUUAUAUUAGGUCUAGACCAGGGGCUUCAGCUGAUAGUAACAGAAGAAUCAAAGAACUGGCUUUGAAUGUAUGCAGUUUGCAUCCGGUAUUUAAGAAUAGUGAGCAAAGUAAAUUGAUGGAAAGAGAAAAUUUGUUGGAUCAAAUGAAGAGUUAUCGUCCCCACGGGACUAUUUUCGAGAUUUGUGGAAAAAAUAAGUCACAAGAAUACAUGACCAUGAAAGAAAAACGAGCUUUUCACAAAGAAAAAAUAGAAAACCAUAAGAAAAUCAUGGCUGAAAAAUUGCUGGAUAAUAUUAGUUUACAUAAACCAGUGGUGGCGUUAGAUAGCAGUACUAAUGAAGAAAUAGAGGGAACGUUUAAUGAUAUUAUAGUACCGAAAAAACGAAAAAUGGAUGUUUUAUAUAACAAAAAAAUUAAGAAACAGAAAACUGGUAGUGAUGUGUUUAUUCCGUAUGCUCCUGAUGACCAACAUACAGAAGAAGGGUUAUUAGUAAAUAAUUUCCAAAACGAAGCUAGCAAAGUUCAGUUUGAUAUAACUGGUGACUCUGAAAAAGCUAUGAAACUGAAUAGCUCCAUGAAAAAAUGGGACAGGAAGAAAAAGAAGAUGGUUACUGUUGAGAACCCUAGAAAAGGAAAAAUAAAAACAGAGUCAGGAAUAUGGAUACCUGCAACAUAUAAAAGUAACAGAUACGUCCAAUGGAAGGAAAGAACUAAAAUUGAUACAGAAAAUGCAGAUGAUGAAAAUGACGAAGAUAACACACCUCAAAAAAUUAAUAAAUCAAGACCGUUCACUCACUGGGCCAGGCACAACGAAAAAAUGAAAGAAAAACAAAAACAAUCGGACAUGAAGAGCACACAACAAAUACUAAAAGCCAGAGAAAUAGCCCAAAGAAAGAAAUUUAGACAGAAAAAACGAGGAUCUAAAAAUAAAGGAAAGGGUAGCAAGGGCAAUAAUAGGAGAAGGAAAUAAAGAAAACUAAAUAAAGGUACAUUAUUAUUAAUGUUUAUUUUUUUUAAAUUCUAAAAAAACAUAUACCUACCC